This is a messenger RNA of Closterium sp. Naga37s-1, 279 nucleotides long. Lineage: Eukaryota; Viridiplantae; Streptophyta; Zygnematophyceae; Desmidiales; Closteriaceae. The record is from the annotation of a GenBank genome assembly.
AUGUAUGGCCUCCCGUGGUCCUUGUCUCUGGUCUCCCCCGGUCCCUCCCUCCCCUCCCUCCGGGGCCUGCCCCUACCUGCGAUCCCUGUGUCGAGGGGCGGCAAGCGCGCCGCCCCUCACUCCUCCAAGUUUCCUCCGACAGAGGCUUCCGCUGCAGGACUCUUCACAUGGACGUGUGGGGCCCGGCCCGCGUCCGUGGCCAGGGUAGACGCAGUCGAGCCUGUCGAGGUAGCUGUUGACUCUGGUGCUGCUAGGGGUGCUGAGCCUGCGGGUGCUUAG